ACUGCAGUAUUUGGCUGGUGCUGUGGUGUGUGUUCAGCGUCGUCGACGCCGCAGCUCGACGCUAUGACGAACGAGACGACAUCCGCCUCGCCGACAGCUAACGGCACGGCGACGUCGGAGCUGUACCCUCCGCCGGCGCGAGUUCGAGACAGAGCGUAUGUGCGAAGCAUGACCGAGUACGAAGAGAUGUACCAGAGGUCCCUGCGAGACCCGGAAGGUUUCUGGAAGGCCAUCGCGCAGGACUUCUACUGGAAGCACCCGCCCAAACCGGGCAAGUUCUUCGACUACAACAUCGACGUGCGCAAGGGCCCCGUGCACAUCCGCUGGAUGGAAGGCGCCAAGACGAACAUCUCCUACAACUUGCUUGACAGAAAUGUUGAGCGAGGUCUGGGCGCCACCGUCGCCUACUACUGGGAGGGCAAUGACCCAGAGGAUUGCAGCAUAGUCACCUACCAACAACUGCUAGAUGGUGUCUGCCAGUUUGCCAAUGUGCUCAAGAGUCUAGGCCUCAAAAAAGAAGAUACAGUUGCCCUGUACAUGCCCAUGAUCCCAGAGUUGGUCAUUGCCAUGCUGGCCUGUGCACGAAUUGGAGCUAUUCAUUCUGUUGUGUUUGCAGGCUUCUCAUCAGAUUCUUUGGCUGAGAGGCUGAAGGAUGCCAAGUGCAAGAUUGUCAUCACAGCUGAUGGUGUCUGGCGUGGGCCAAAGCUCAUCAACCUCAAGGAGAUAGUGGACCAUGCUGUCAGCAAGGCCAAGGAACAAGGUCACGAAGUGAAGCAGACCAUUGUGGUGCGGCAUCUGACGUCCCAGAAAGUUCGUCGCAAGGACACUGGCAAGCGGCCCUUCUCUGGGCUGCAGGUGGCCUGGAAUUCAGAGCAGGUCUGGUGGCACGAGCUCAUGGCCGACCAGCCCACGACCUGCGCCCCUGAGUGGCUCGACGCCGAGGCACCCCUGUUCCUGCUGUACACCAGUGGAUCGACGGGAAAACCCAAAGGCAUUGUGCACACCGUGGGUGGCUACAUGCUGUUCACUGCAACCACCUUCAAGUACGUCUUCGACUACCACCCAGGCGAUGUUUACUUCUGCACAGCUGACAUUGGCUGGAUUACCGGCCACUCGUACGUCUUGUAUGGUGUCCUUGCCAACGGUGCCACCAGUGUCAUGUUUGAGGGGGUUCCCUUCUUCCCGGAUGCCAGCCGCUACUGGGCCAUCGUGGAGAAGUAUAAGGUCACUCAAUUUUACACAGCACCCACUGCCAUACGAGCCCUCAUGAAGUAUGGUGACGCUUUUGUUCGCAAGCAUGACAGAAAAUCGCUGCGCAUUCUGGGGACUGUUGGUGAGCCCAUCAAUCCAGAGGCCUGGCUGUGGUACCAUAAGGUGGUCGGGAAUGGGAACUGUGCUAUUGUGGACACCUUCUGGCAGACAGAGACAGGAGGUCAUGUGUUGACACCUUUACCAGGAGCCACACCAACAAAGCCCGGUUCUGCGACGUUCCCCUUCUUUGGUGUGGAGCCUGCGAUUGUUGAUGAGCAGGGCAAGGAGCAGGAAGGAGAGGCUGAGGGCUACCUGGUGUUCAAGAAGCCCUGGCCAUCUAUGAUGCGAACAGUCUACAAUAACCACGUUCGCUUUGAGACCACAUAUUUCAAGAAGUUCCCUGGUUACUACUGCACUGGUGAUGGGGCACGGCGAGACAAGGACGGCUACUUCUGGGUCACUGGCCGCAUGGAUGACAUGCUCAAUGUUUCGGGCCAUCUGCUCUCCACAGCCGAAGUGGAGUCGGCGCUUAUCGAACACCCGGCCGUGGCAGAAUCCGCGGUGGUCGCAACUCCACACCCCGUCAAGGGCGAAUGCCUGUACUGCUUUGUCAUACUGAAGGAUGGCUCUACUUUCAAUGACCAACUGGUAGGCGAACUAAAGGAGAAAGUUCGAACCAAGAUUGGUCCCUUUGCCACGCCCGAGUAUGUCCACCAUGCCCAGGCACUGCCCAAGACCCGGUCAGGGAAGAUAAUGCGUCGUGUGCUGCGCCAAGUUGCCCGGAAUAACCGCAAUUUCGGAGACCUCAGCACCUUGGCAGACGAGAACGUCGUCGAGGCCCUCUUCAAGACGAGGCCGCCUGUGGCCUAGACCAACUCAGCCGGGCUUAGCGAUGCAGAAUGCAGUCUGAAGGUCAGGCCAGACGCCUCUCAGUGCCGUAGUGUGGGACACUAGCAGCUCCAAGGUGAUGUCUCAAACGGGUGAUUUUUUGCACAACAGCAGUCGUUGAAAAGCUGCUCCUAGAAAGCCAGUGAGUCACAGUGCACGGCUUCAGUAUGUUAUCGUGUAUAUUUUGAUCUGUGUCUCUGCUUUCCGUAGCCUGCCAUCCAUGUAGAAUAAUUGGGCUGACUCACCAUGCUGCGGCCGCCUGACUACCUUGCAUUCUGAAUCACUGCAAAGCCGGUGCCGAAUCGGAUGCAAGGGUUGCUCUGCCAGAUAUGCACACUGUGCAUGCAACUAGCCGAGAAUCUACUUAAUCUUGCAGCUAUUGUUGUUUAGUGAUACAUCAAGUUACAUUGGCAGGAAGUCAUGCACAUUUAUCACUGUUUUAUUCUAGAGCAUGUUGUAUAUGCAUGACCUUUUGCCCACCUCAGGGUUGCGAUUUAGUGAAAGCAUCUGUAAGGAUGUUGUUGCUUCUUCAGAGUUUAUUCUUGGCCGGUGCAACAUAGCGAAAGACGUAUAAUCGUAUGUGAUCGUACCCACUAGUCGUUGAAAAUGGUGUGAUGUGUCAAUUCUUCGUGACCAAGCCUCAUGUGAACAGUUGCCAUGUUCCCCAGCAUCCUUUGGCCAAAUGGCUUGCAACACUCUUCAUUUCUUCUCACCUUGUUAAACAUGCAUAACAGCCCGGUCAGCAGGCAUUGUUAAAAUGUGGACCAGAAAAAGAGCAUAUGUUAUUACAGCAUUUCAUAUUUUCCCCUCCUCCCCAUUACAGCGCAUAAAGCCAGAACAAGUGCAUUUUGGUGGCACAUGGCAGGUGCUCUGCAAAGACAAUCAAACUCUCUUACCAUUCCAGGAACAGGCGACUCUAUACCUCUGGCAAGCAUACGGGAUGGCAACUUGGUCAGGUCUAUUUCGGUGCAUUGCUCGAAAGAGCCAUUACAGUAUCGUUGUUCCGUGGAGCCUUUUGCAUGCCUCAUCUGCAUCAGACAAUCAGUAUAUCUAGGCUGUUAAACCCUUCUCACUGAGUGUUGCACAGUUAUGUAUCCAUCAACACAAGUUGGUUUGCCAUGUAGCCAGAUUUCAGUUGAGGGCCAUGUAAUUGCAACCGCAGAUCUUUCCAUGCGGCAUUACUGUUGACCCAAACAUUCGAGGAUUGAAUCUCGGGCCACAUUUUCGGUGGAGGCGAAAAGGCUUGAGGUCCCAUGCAUCUAGAUUUGGGCUUACGUUAAAGAACCUCAGGUGAUCCAAGCCCUCCAUUACGGUGUUCCUCAUAAUUAUUAUUGUGCAUGCGGAAUUGAGCCUGAUGCAUUACAGUCAUUUGACAUUAGUCUGCACUAGCAAGACAAUGCUUUUAAGGUCUAGGAAACAUCUGCACAGCAACUAUUUUUCAUCAUGCCUCAGGACCACAAAUAAUGGCAUUGAGUAGUCAAGGCCUUCAGUUCGUGAGUGGCAUUUUCUUCGGUAGAGCUGGCAGACAUUUACACUCGAAAGCAUUUAAUCUGACAGUGUCACUAACUAGUGAAUUCUAAAUUGAGCAUUGAUACAAAUAAUAAAAGAAAAUGGGCACACUUUGUAGCAAGUUUAAAUCUGCAUUUAAACAUGGUGAAGUGUAGAAAUAGCCAUACUAUAGUGCCAUUCAUCUGAGUCUAUGAUCUUUUACAACUUUGUAACCGAUCUUGGUUACUUCAGCCAUUGCAUGUUGAAUACGAAGCUUAGAAACAGUGUGGUGUCUGUCAUGUCAAAAUUGUGAUUUUAAAUUGAAUUCGCUGCAGUGCUACUAGGAGCUAAAGUGAGAUUUUUUGAAGUGAUCUGUAAAUAUUUCUCACUUUUACAGACACUAUUACAAAUUCUUGAAGUGUACUUGACUAAGCAAGCUUAAAUGUAGAGAGUACACAUUCUUCAGUCAAAUUCGUCCUCACAGAAGCAUUAGAUGACAAAUGGCAUCAGGGUGGAUUCUAGUUAAUUUGCCCAUGUGCCACUACACAGGUGGCAUCAAAUCUUGAAGCACUGGGAAGUUGAAAUGCCAUAUUGUGUCUCCGUGCGGCACACGAGCUUUUUAAUGUGACUGAUGCAUACUGACAAGAAUAAAUUAGUGCAAGAAAAAAGCGCAGCACACAAUAUACACACAAAUGCGAGAUCGGUUCAUGUAGAAACCGCACAGUCUCUUCAUGAGCAGAUCUUGAAAUGCAUCAGCAAGCAGAUGAAUCAAUUAGAAAAGCAGCACUUCCCUCAUAACUGGAAAGUUCUAUUUGAGUGCUUUCUUUAAUCCUGUGCACAUUGCAACGUCUGUUAGCACAUAAACAUGACUUGCCAUCCAUAUAUGUUGCAACUUGUGGUGCAGAAUGCAACAUAAUGGUGGCAUGGUGCUCAUAGCAAGCCAUUCAGGAAAUGGUUGACGUUUUCUUCCCCCCAGCUGAGGCAAUAUUUGUGAGUGCUAUGCAGAAGUACGUUGUUACACAUAAUGUGCUGUUGUGCCCACUUUUUGCCAUCUACGAAAGCUCCAGACUGGAGAUAUAAGUAUCGUGGUGAAAACACGUUUUGCUUGUUGUAUGCCGUGCAACGAUGGCGCAUUGCUCACGGCUUGCUGAGUGCAGGUUGUGUGCUGUGGAGUGAUCAGCACUGCAGUGGAUGUUGUUACCUCGUAGUUGUUUGAUUGUUACGCGUACAAUGCAUGGCCCUGUAGGCAAGUGCAAUAAAAUGUUUCAUCAAGCUA
Messenger RNA from Rhipicephalus microplus (southern cattle tick), 4903 nucleotides. It is a transcript of the gene AcCoAS, whose product is annotated as acetyl coenzyme A synthase. The record is from RefSeq and is a predicted model, not a curated record. Lineage: Eukaryota; Metazoa; Arthropoda; Arachnida; Ixodida; Ixodidae. Gene Ontology annotation, molecular function: AMP binding; acetyl-CoA synthetase activity.